Styela clava is the source of this 10049-nucleotide messenger RNA. RefSeq names its product fibrillin-2-like. Gene Ontology annotation, molecular function: calcium ion binding. NCBI's taxonomy places the organism in Eukaryota, Metazoa, Chordata, Ascidiacea, Stolidobranchia, Styelidae. The record is from RefSeq and is a predicted model, not a curated record.
UUUUUUAUUCAUAGUUGCGUAGGAAUUCGUCCAGUACGCACAACAUAGCUAAUUUUGGGUUCAAGAUGCGGGGACUAUUAGUAUUAACGUUCACCUGCCUGUUUGUGGGCGCGAUCGGGCAGAUGCGUAGCAGAAGACUUCAUGUGCCUCAACACUGGAGAAACUAUGGAUUCGGCAGACCCCAGAACCUCGUUAGACCAAGAAGAAACGGAAAUAUAAUGGUCGGACCCCACGUUUGUAAAGAAAAUGGUCAAAGUUUCUGUUGCCCCGGAUGGACGACGUUAGUAGGAUCGAACAAAUGUAUUCAAGCUGUUUGUGAUCCCAAUCAAUGCGGGGACGGUGUGUGCAUUCAGCCUAAAAAAUGUAUCUGUCAAAAUGGUGCAAUUGCGACAUCUUGUGGAGCAGAACCCAGAUACAGAACUGGUCAGAGAUGCGGACUUCGUUGCAUGAACGGUGGAGAAUGCGUCAACAACGAAUGUGCUUGCAGUGGCGCUUUCACUGGUGCCCACUGCUCCCAGCCCAUCUGUGGACCAGGAUGCCAGAAUGGCGGAAGAUGCAUCAGCCCGAACAAAUGUCUCUGCACAUAUGGAUUCACUGGAAACAGAUGCCAGACAGACUACCGAGUUGGACCAUGCUUCCUCACUCGUGCAAAUGAUACAUGCAUGGACCAGAUCGAGGGCGUGACUUGCAACAAAAAGAUCUGCUGCGCCACCAUUGGUCAAGGAUGGGGAAUCCCCUGUGAAGAAUGCCCCGCAAGAGCUGGAAACUGCUCACGUGGAAGAAUGCCUCCACAUUGUGAAGAUAUCAACGAAUGCCAGAUGAUCCCAGGACUCUGCAAGGACGGCGAAUGCGUCAACACUGAUGGAUCGUUCAGAUGUGAAUGUGCCGAUGGUUACGUUUACAAUAACAAACUUCAUAAGUGCGAAGAUAUCGAUGAAUGUCUUGAAGGAUACUGCGAGAAUGGCGAAUGCUCAAACACAGUCGGAGGCUUCAUGUGCAAAUGUCCGCCUGAUUAUUUAUUGUCAUCUGACCAAACAUACUGUAUAUCCGACAAACCAGGAUUCUGCUACACUUCAAUUGAGAGUGGCUUGUGCGCAACACCUCUUCCACAGCUCACCAGAAGAACUGAAUGCUGCUGUUCUACUGUUGGAGAGCAUGAACAAGAAACCCUCGGAAAAUGCUUCGCAGUUCCAAACAGCAAUCCAGAACGUUGCCCAACUCUCGGAACGCCUGAAUUUGACCGAGACUGCCAAACUGAUACCAUGCUUGGUAUUUAUGACCGACCGGCACCGCUUGUUGGCGCGGGGUUACUGAGUAGUCUCAUGGGUCACCCAUGCGCCUCAAAUCUCGACGCGUGUGGAAAGGGUGUUUGUGUUGAAGUACUUUCGAUCUCUAGUGGCUGGAAAUGUCAAUGUGAUGAAGGCUACAUCCAAGAUAAGAACACGAAAACCUGUGUUGAUAAGAAUGAAUGUGGUGACGGAAUGAGUGAACGAGAUAUCUGUGGCUUAUAUGGAACUUGCGUUAACUCUAUCGGAAGUUACAGCUGCCAUUGUGAUCCCGGGUUUGCAAACGGAGAAGACAUGAUAAGUUGCAUUGAUAUUGACGAAUGCGCAGAGGCCCCUGAAGGUCUCUGUGAGAACGGGAGAUGCGUGAACAACCGCGGAAGCUUCAUCUGCAGCUGUGAUGAAGGCUACAGACAAACUGCCACACGUCAGGCAUGCGAAGACUACGACGAAUGCGUUGAAGAUAACGAUCUAUGUGAAUUUGGAAGAUGCGUCAACAUUAUUGGUGCAUUCAGAUGUGUGUGCAACCCAGGAUUCGUUGAAUCUGCUGAUAAGAGAAGCUGCAAAGAUGAGAACGAAUGUGAGGCGACAGGAAUGUGUGAACAUGGAUCUUGUAUCAACAGGAAUGGUGGAUUCGAGUGUAUGUGUGAUAAUGGCUUUGAAAUCACACACGACGGUAAACACUGCGUAGACAUCGACGAAUGCAAGCAGAAACCCUGCAUCAACGGAGAAUGCGAGAAUUUGAUCGGUGACUUCAGAUGCCACUGCCAUAGAUUCCAACAACUGGACGAAUCAGGCAGACGCUGUUUACUUGAGUCUCGAGUCGCCAACUGCUUCCGAAAUGUAAGGAAUGGACAAUGUAAUGCAGAAAAUGCACUGACAGCAUUGACAACGAGAGCUGAGUGCUGUUGUGCGGUGCCAGGAGGAAUGAGCGCCUGGGAUGAUUGCGAACCUUGUCCGGAGAGAGGAUCUGAAAACCACGGAGUUCUCUGCAGUGGUGUCACCAUCAACAAUAUAUGUGCAAUGCACGCUUCACCUUGUGACAACGGAGCCUGUAUUAACAUGGAAGGAAACAACUACAGAUGCGAAUGCCAUCCUGGGUUUUUACCGACAGCUGAUCAGAAAGCCUGCGUUGACAUUGAUGAAUGCAGCGAAUCCAUGCAAUGUAGUAACGGACAAUGCAGGAAUACACCAGGAUCAUUUGUCUGUACUUGCGAUCCCGGUUUCGUUCUUAAAGGAGACGUUUGCGAAGACAUUCCUGAAUGUGAAUCCAACCCUUGCAUCAACGGAGAGUGUGUUGAUCUUCCUGGAAGCUUUGAAUGUCGAUGCGAAGAAGGAAGCAUGCUUGACAUAAAUGGACUGGCUUGCUACAACGUUCAAAUGCAACAAUGCUGGAAAUCAUAUGAAAACAAUACUUGCUCAGAUAACUUCAGAGUUUUGACUGCUGAGGCUUGCUGUAACUCCAUUGGGGUUGCUUGGGGCAACAAGAAUUGCAUCCCAUGUACUGAGAUUGAACUCCGUUGCCAGAAAGGAUACAUGUACAACGUUGCUACCGAUGAAUGUGAUGACAUCCCAGAAUGUUCUUACGGGGCCUGCGAUCCACUUGCUGAAUGUAUUGAAACAGAGGGCUCCUUCCAAUGCAUCUGCCCAGAACAUCUCACAUUGGAUUCAACAAGAACUGUUUGUCUAGAUAUUCGUGUUGGAACUUGCUUCUGGGAUUUCGAAGAGAGCACAAACGAAUGUAGCAAUCCAACUUUCGGUGCCGUUAUGCGAAAGUCUGAUUGUUGCUGCACCGUGGGACAAGGCUGGCGUCAUGACUCCAAUGCAUGUGAAGGAUGCCCGGUAGAAGGAACUGCAGAAUUCGAUAAACUUUGCCCGCUUGGCAAAACCGGAGGCACAGACGGAAAACUCGGACCUACAGUUAAUGAAUGUAUUCGAUUCCCUGAUCUUUGCAACAAUGGUAUCUGUGAGAACACAGUGGAUAGCUUCAUAUGCAGAUGCAACAUUGGUUUUACCUUGGAUGAGACAGGCAGGAUGUGCAAUGAUAUUGAUGAAUGUGAUAUCAGCAUCGAACUUUGCGGUGAGGGCGAAUGCGUCAACACAGACGGAAGCUUCAACUGCAUCUGUAAAGAAGGAUACACUCUUAGUUCAACUGGAGACUUCUGUGAAGAUGACAACGAAUGUAUUGCUGGAGGUAAAUGCACAGGAGGAGAUUGCCUGAACACAGAUGGUUCAUACGAAUGCAGAUGUCCUCAAGGAAGAGCAUUGAGCCCAGACGGAACAAGAUGCGUCGAUGUUGACGAAUGCUUGGUCAUGAAAGAUCUAUGCAAACCAUAUGGAGAAUGCGUCAACAUGCUCGGUUUCUUUGUCUGUGUAUGCGAUCCUGGAUUCGAAACUACUGAAGAUAAAACAAUUUGCGUUGACAAAGAUGAAUGCGCCAUCGAAAACGGUGGAUGCUCUACCAUCUGUGUCAACACUAUUGGAUCAUAUGAAUGCCGAUGCGAAGAAGGAUUCACCUUGACUUUUGACGGACACACUUGCGCUGAUGUUGAUGAAUGUAUGGACCAACCAAGCCGAUGCGACGGAGGAAGAUGUGAAAACAUCGAAGGAAGUUUCCAAUGUGUUUGCUUUGAUGGAUUCAUGGCUACGAUGGACUUCCAAUAUUGCGAAGAUAUGGAUGAAUGUGCAAUGAAUCCCAACAUAUGCAUGAAUGGUAAAUGCCACAACACAAGAGGUUCCUACACCUGCAAUUGCGAUCAAGGAUAUUGUGUACCACAAGGACAAAUGAUCUGUGUCGACGAGGAUGAAUGCGAAUUGGGAAAACAUACCUGCGAUGUUAACGCAGACUGUUCAAAUACUGAUGGCGGGUUUGAAUGCUCCUGCAUUGAUGGAUUCUCCGGUGAUGGAUUUGAUUGCAUCGACGAAGAUGAAUGUACUAAUGGCAACAAUACUUGUGAUGAGAAUGCGGAGUGUGAUAAUACUCAUGGAUCAUAUGCUUGCAACUGUGAUGAUGGAUUCCACGGAGACGGCUUCUCUUGCUCUGACAAGGAUGAUUGUUUAGCCGAUGAAAACUUGUGCGGACCCCAUGGUACCUGCUUAAACAUUCAAGGAAGCUUCGAGUGUGAAUGCCCAAUGGGAUUCAUGACAACCGCUGACAAGAAAGCAUGCAAAGACAUUGAUGAAUGCGCAAUCGAACACAUCUGCGUCAACGGCCGAUGUCACAACGUUCCAGGAACAUUCAGAUGUGAAUGCCUCAAAGGUUUCGAGAAAGACGAACAAGGAGCAAACUGCACUGAUAUUGACGAAUGUGAUGACGUUGCCAAUUGUAUCAACGGUGAAUGUGUCAACUCAAUCGGAACCUAUGAAUGUCAAUGUCCAGAAGGAUUCACCCCCAACCCUGGCGGUGUCGGAUGUGUUGAUACCAGAACUGGCGACUGUUUCCUGAGAGUGGAAGGCGAUGAAAACGCUCCCAUCUGUUCUCGUGCUAUUGGAGUUGAUGUUGUCCGUGCGACAUGCUGUUGUUCUUACUACGCACAAGCCUGGGGAAAUCCAUGUGAAAUCUGUCCUGAGAGAAAUACUUCCGAGUAUCAAACACUCUGUCCAGGAGGAGACGGAUUCAAACCAAACCCGAUCACAGUAUUCUUGGAAGACAUUGAUGAAUGUAUGGAGCUUCCAGGUUUAUGUCAAGGCGGAAAAUGCGUCAACGUUUUUGGAUCUUUUAUCUGCGAAUGUCCAGAGGGCUACAAACUCAACGAAGAGAGCAGAGUUUGCGAAGAUGUUGAUGAAUGCACGGAGGCAGAAGCUGUCUGCGGACCAGGAACUUGUGUCAACUCUGUUGGCGGAUACAGUUGCUUAUGUCCUGAUGGAUACAAACCAAUCAAUAGAGGAAGAAUCUGUGAAGACGAAAGAGAAGCAUUCUGCUACAGAUAUUACAACGAAUCUUCAUUCCAAUGUACCGAACAACUCCCAUUCAAUGUGACAAAGAAAUUGUGUUGUUGCACCGGACAGAUCGGACAAGGAUGGAAUAAUCCAUGCGAGGUUUGCCCCAUUCCCGGAGAUGGCACUGCCUUCAAAGAGCUGUGUGGCGUUGAUAUCUACGAACCUGGUGAACUUAUCUGCAAGAAAGUUCCAGAUCUCUGCUUGAAUGGAAUCUGUGUCGACACCGAUACCGGAUACCAGUGUGAAUGUCCGAUGGGAUUCAGAUACAACGAAGCAAUGCUCAUGUGUGAAGAUAUUGACGAAUGUGCUGCUGAUGAAAACAUCUGCAGAAUCAAUGCACAAUGUGUCAACCUGCAAGGGUCAUACAGGUGCAGCUGUAAAGAUGGUUACACUGACAGGAAUGGAGAAUGUGUCGAUGUUGAUGAAUGUAUCGAGCAAGAAGCCUGUUCCAACGGUCAAUGCGAGAACAGGGAAGGCGGAUUCCUUUGCAUUUGCAACCAAGGUUUCAAGAGCAUCAACGAUGAACAAGCAUGCGAGGAUGUCGACGAGUGUGACUUUGAUCCAUGUGGUUUCGGAAAUUGUCAGAAUAUGGUUGGAAGUUACAUCUGUACAUGCUAUAACGGUUUCACCCUGAGUGACAACGGAGACUGUGUUGAUACUGAUGAAUGUGUUGAACUAUCUGUCUGUCGUAACGGACUUUGCAUCAACGAAGAUGGUUCGUACUCGUGCAUGUGCGAUGAUGGUUACAAGGUAGCCCGCGACGGAAGAUCGUGUAUCGAUGCUAACGAAUGCAUGGAGGAUGCGGCUGUAUGCGGUGAAGGCUCCUGCCAAAAUAUGGACGGUUCCUUCAAAUGUUUCUGUCCAGAUGGAUACUCUAGCCCUGAUGGAAAAUCUUGCAUUGAUGACGAUGAAUGUGAAUUGUUGGAUAUGUGCACAAAUGGCGAUUGUGUCAACACGCCAGGAAGCUUCACAUGCGUUUGCCCGCCCAACUUUGCUCUCAGCACCAACAAGAAACUUUGCAUAGAUCAAACCAAAGGCCAAUGCUACAGUUCAUACGACCUUGGCGUGUGUUCAAACGAGAUGCCAACUGCAGUUACUCGCGGUUCCUGCUGCUGUACAUGCACUGACUCAGCCUGGGGUGAAUCUGCUGGUGAAUGCGAGGCCUGCCCUGCUGAAGGAACACAAGAGUUCGAAAACCUUUGCCCUGAAGGUUGUGGAUUCACACCAAAUGGAGACGACAUCAACGAGUGCGUGACGAACAAUCCAUGCGUGAACGGAAUCUGCAGAAAUUUGGCGGGAGGAUUCAAAUGCGAAUGCAGAACUGGAUUCAAACUUGACGAAACGAACUUUGUCUGUGUUGACGAAGACGAAUGUGUUGAGCGAGGUAACCCAUGCGGACCUGGAACAUGUUCAAACAGAGUUGGUGGAUUCCAUUGUGAAUGUGAGGACGGAUACUACAAUGGACCUAUGAUGAAAUGCCUUGAUAUCAAUGAAUGUCUUGAACAGACCCACGGAUGUAAAUUCAGAUGCGUCAAUACAGAUGGAAGCUACGUAUGUACUUGUCCUGAUGGAUACAAAUUGAAUGAUGAUGAGCGAUCAUGUAGCGACAUUGAUGAAUGUUCCGAUGAUGACCUAAACAGAUGUGAAGAGAAAGGAAUGCUCUGCAAGAACGCUGUUGGAAGUUUCGAAUGUCUUUGCCAACCAGGAUACAAGAAAGUUGGAGUGGCAGACCAAUGCGAGAACAUUGAUGAAUGUUUGACUCUCGGAGUUUGUGCAGGAGGCGAAUGCAUCGAUUUGGAAGGAAGCUAUCAGUGCAGAUGUGGUGAAGGCUACAUAUACGACGAACAAGGACGACGUUGCAUUGACAAUCGUGAGGGACUCUGCUAUGCCGCUGUCCACCAACGUACAUGCGAACUCACUGCUACUACUGGCUUCUCCGUUUCAAAGACAAGCUGCUGUUGUAACAACGGUGCAGGAUGGGGACCUGACUGUGAUAUCUGCCCGCUUCCAAGUUCAAAGGAAUUCGUGAAACUUUGCCCACACGGACCUGGAUUCGACGAGAGAGGAGAAGACAUCGAUGAUUGUAUUGUAUUCCCUGGACUUUGCGCCAACGGCACAUGCACCAAUCUCCUAGGAUCAUACAAAUGUAUCUGCGACAGAGGUUUCAUGCCAACUGAGAACAUGCAAGCUUGUAUUGACAUUGACGAAUGCGCCAUGCCAAACGGAUGUGCUGGAGGAUCUCGAUGCAGAAACACAUUUGGUGGAUACAAAUGCGAAUGCCCAGCUGGUUACCAGAUCACCAACACUAUGAGAUGCGUUGACGUCGACGAAUGCACCAGGAAAGAUCAUCAAUGUCAAUUCAUCUGCAUCAACACUAUCGGAAGCUACCACUGCGGAUGCCCACACGGAUUCGCUAUGCAUAACAACCAAUCAUGCGUUGACCAAGAUGAAUGCAAGAUGGAUCCAGAUAUCUGUGGUGAGAACGCUGAUUGUGAGAAUGAUGUCGGUGGAUACCAUUGCGUAUGCGCACCAGGAUUUGAGAAGACUCCAAAUGGAGAUGGAUGCAUUGGUCUACCAUGUGAUUCCCGACCUGGUAUCUGCGGACCUCAAAUGUGCAUGAACGUUGGCGAGUCCAUCAGAUGUGUGCCAGGAUGCAAUCCCAACACAAGGCUCAGGUUUCACAACAUGAGAUGUUACGAUAUCAACGACUGCAGAGCAAACCCUUGCAAAUUUGGAGGCCGAUGUGUUCCUAAUGCUGAAGGACAAUACAGAUGCACUGGCGGUGGAUGCGGAAGGGGCUUCGCAAUGAUGGGAGGAUACGGUAGAGGAUGCGGAGACAUCAAUGAAUGCAGAUUCCAGAACAAUCCUUGCUCUUAUCAAUGUCAGAAUUCAUAUGGUGGAUUCAAAUGUGGAUGCCCGAGAGGAUACUUCGGUCUCGGUGGAAGUCAAUGUAUGAACGGUAUGGGUGGUUUCCAACAACCGCCAGUCUACCCUCAGCAAUACGGUCAACUACCAUUCAUGGGAGGACGUGGAGCACCCAUGGGAAGAUGCUACGACUGCGGACCGGUUGGACCGCACAGACAACGAAGAUCUACUGAGUCAGCACAAAUGGAAAUGAUAAGCGGGGAUGAUGAGAACCGUCCACCAGUUAAUACAUCUGUUCCAAUCAUUAUGCAUCUCAGCCUACAAAACCUGAACCCACGUCAACGAUUGAUCCAACUUAUCCCAGCUAUCCGGACAUUGAAGGAUCACACAUUGUACAAAAUCAUCGGAGGAAACGAAGGCAGAAUGUUCAGAAUUCACAAGCAAGACAGCUUCCACUUCAUCCAUCUUAACCGUGGUUUCGAGAGAGAGGAAGGAAAGAUCGAACCAGGCCAAUACAAGAUCAAGGUUGAAGCCAAACCAACCAUUGAUAAGAAGACAGCAAAGAAAGCCAGCCUUGACAACCCCCAGAUAGAGAAAGCAAUGGAGAAUACCGUCAAGUUCGAGGUUCUUUUCGAUAUCGAAAAGUAGAUAAAACAAUUUUUAAACCCACGAAUCUGCUGCAAGAUAACAUAACGAACUUAAAUUCGAAUCGAAUUUUUUAUAUCAUCAUUGAAUAAGUAAUCCAGCUAUCCAGAAUGUUGUAGUUUAUAUCCAGCCUUGUGCGUUCGGAAUGAUUUCCAUCACAACCCUAUCCCACUUUUUUUAAUUUAAUUUAAAACAAUUGAUCUGCGGUUAAACAGGUUUAAAUUUGAAUAAAUAAAAAUUUUAAUUAUUGUUUCCCAUUACCAAGCACCAAAUCAAUCAAAUAUAUUAAUCCUAGUUAUUGAAUAUUAGUCAAAGUUGAAAUGAUAAGACAUUGCUAAUAAUGAAAAUAUAUAAGCGGACGAAUAAAUGUGCUUUUAAGUUUAAAAUAUUCAUGUAUUUUGCUCCAAAUCGUUUUUGCUUGUUUUCAGGUUAUGAUAAGAUGGGUUGGAUGGGAAUAGAUAAGCAUGUUGAUGAACAGCUAAAGUCACUUUUAUACUUUGUUCCAUUAGCCAAAAUGUUUGUAAAUAAUCAUGACUUUUUUAAUUGCUUGUAUUGGCCAGGAAUGUACCAUGCGUUGCUCAGCAAAUAUUUGUUGUUAUCUGUAUUCAUGAAACUGACAAGAAUUGCAUUAUCUAACAGUGAAUCUGUUACUAUGCCCUGAUUGAUAACAGCCAAGCGUAAUUAAUAUCUCACUCUUCAGUGAAAACAAAAACUAAGAAGAAGUAUCAUGUAUUGGUACCACAAGCAAUUUUGAAAAGUUUCAUCUUUGUCAGAUCACAGUUUUUAGAAGCCCAUGCAAAGUUAUUGAACGCAUAUGAAUGCUGUUCACCCUUUCCCCCCACAAAAUGACAGCACACAUGUUACAUUCCUUGAAAUUAAUUCAUUCAAACAUUCCAUUAGUGGAUCACAUUUUGCCAAAUUUCAACCCCUCAUUCAUUCCAAAGAUUUGCCUGCAAAACUAGGCCUGAAUUGAGCAUUGGUUCUCAUGCGAUUUAUCAGUUUUGGUCAAAGAAUAGAUGGAUGUGCAGUGAUGCGCAUCGAUGACGUCAACUUCUUGACUCCCGGCCUAGUCAUUCCAUUUUUUUUUUUCGCUUUUUUAUUUUGACCGUAGCAUUCACUAAUGGCCUUUAUUUGUAGUCAUAAAUAAACUAAAAUUCGCAUCGAAAUUUUCCCAUUUUAAUUGAUGUAAAAUUUAGAUAGUAGUUGGUAUCGUUUCACAAAUAAAGUAAAGUAGGAAUUUUUACGAAAUAUUAAUCGCUACUUCACAUUCAUUAUUUUUUCACUUGUAUUCAAUAAAAAUCAUCAAAAACUAAAAAA